Daldinia caldariorum is the source of this 1478-nucleotide messenger RNA. Its product is annotated as vacuolar import and degradation protein-domain-containing protein. Gene Ontology annotation, biological process: negative regulation of gluconeogenesis; proteasome-mediated ubiquitin-dependent protein catabolic process; protein catabolic process in the vacuole. Gene Ontology annotation, cellular component: GID complex; extrinsic component of membrane. The transcript has 4 exons. The record is from RefSeq and is a predicted model, not a curated record. Bases 233 to 1339 code for a protein of 368 amino acids. NCBI's taxonomy places the organism in Eukaryota, Fungi, Ascomycota, Sordariomycetes, Xylariales, Hypoxylaceae.
UUAUUACUUAGCUUAUUCUUGCAUUAAUUUAUUUGUACAUUUAUUUGGUUUCAGUUAAUACAGCGCAUACCUCAGCGUAAGGCUUCAUUGUUCAACCCUUACGCGCAAGCCCUCGCGUUGUCACUCGAGACAUCUCACUUUGAAGGGGGAGACAAAGAAUCGCCACCCUCACACUCACACGCACACUUACACGCCCAUCACCCAUCAUAUAUCAUCUCACAGCGUCGACAGUAUGCCUACACCGUCAAGCAAUCCACCUCCGGAACUGCCUCCGAGAACGCAUAGUUCAUCAUGCCCCGAUCCCGAAGAAGCACAUCGAUUUACGGGCAGUAGUUGGCGACCUGAACAAGAUGGACUUGAGAUGAACAUUGAUAGUCCAGAAACAUCAUCAGCCUCUCCUGAACCAGUCAGCGCACCACUUUCCACCAAUGCUCAACACGACAUUUUAGACUCGCGAUCAGCCACAGAAUCUCCUGGGCCAGAAUUAAUGAGUCGCACCGAACCCACACUUUCUCCUGACCGCUCCGGCACUCUCUCCCAGAUUACCACGUCAGCUCAUAAGCCCACAGACGAGGAACAUGAUGCAUUGGCUAGAAACGACUUCGAUGCGCCAUCAAGAGUGCAAAGAUCUAGUGGCAAUUAUGAUGUUGCAACCUCCAUCGGCGCGGACGGUGAGAAGUUAGAAUACGGCGCGAUGUCGAGUCGGUCGCAGGAAGGGGAUAUUUAUGCGCCAUCAAUGGGAUAUGACUACACUAAUAUUCGAAUAAUACCGACGUCACCCUCGUCCUUCCUACGACCCGGCAGCAAAUUCCAUGGUACGCAGCAAUCGGAACGACAAGUAUACGAUGUGCAAGUGGAAAUCAAGUAUAUCGAUUUGCGGGAGUCAUUCCUCUGCGGGUUUCUCAGAAUCCAAGGCUUGACGGAAGAUAAUCCGACACUGACGACGUAUUUCGAAGGCGAGAUCAUCGGCAGCAAGUAUGGCUUCAUCACGAAGCAUGCAGGCUGGGGUGCGACGGACAAGAUCGAUCUGAGUCACUGGAGCAAGUUCACGGCAUUCCGACAAUAUGCCAAACAAGUACGCAAGGGACCCGUUACCAUUCCAAACUUGGCUCAACGGGAAAACAUCUUCAUGCGUUGGAAGGAACAUUUCCUCGUUCCUGACCAUCGAGUCCGCACGAUCAACGGAGCCAGCUUCGAAGGCUUCUACUAUAUCUGUUUCAAUCAGAAAGAAGGGAGCGUCAGUGGUAUAUAUUUCCACUCAAAGAGCGAGAAAUUCCAACAGUUAGAGCUUAAGCACGUAGAAGACAGAGGGUGCUUUGGCGCUGUGGAGUUUCGAUAGCCGUGUGGGAUUUGUUUUCUCUUAUAUGGAAUGAACGAUUACACAGUUGAUGCCCGACAGUGGACGCCAGAAUAGCAUACGGUACGGCCACUCGCUCGAAUAGUAGUAGUAAGUAAUUUUUUGGCAAAGCGAAGGAAAU